This is a messenger RNA of Polyodon spathula (Mississippi paddlefish), 3607 nucleotides long. RefSeq names its product dihydropyrimidinase-related protein 4-like. Bases 234 to 2003 code for a protein of 589 amino acids. Gene Ontology annotation, molecular function: hydrolase activity, acting on carbon-nitrogen (but not peptide) bonds, in cyclic amides. The record is from RefSeq and is a predicted model, not a curated record. The transcript has 15 exons. Gene Ontology annotation, cellular component: cytoplasm; cytosol. Lineage: Eukaryota; Metazoa; Chordata; Actinopteri; Acipenseriformes; Polyodontidae.
UGAGAAGAGGGGGGAGCUCAGAACCAUUUACUCACAAGCUGCAACAGAAAACAUAUAUUGUAUAAUAAAAUCGCUAUUUCGGCGAGCAGACAGAAGAACUCGAAAAACGAAGCAAUAUUGUAGCUGAUAUAUCGCGUCAUAUUCAUUUUGCAUACACAAAAUAAUCUGAGUUGUUGUCUUAUAUUUACUAAAUCUCUGGUACUGAAAUCGGUGUUGUUCCCUAACCGACCGGCAUGUCUUACCAAGGAAAGAAGAACAUUCAUCGGAUAACGAGUGACCGGCUGAUUAUCAAGGGUGGGAAGAUAGUCAACGAUGACCAGUCUUUUUAUGCAGAUAUAUACAUAGAAGAUGGUAUAAUAAAACAAAUAGGAGAAAACCUUAUUGUUCCUGGAGGGGUGAAGACAAUAGAUGCCUAUGGUCACUUGGUGAUCCCAGGUGGAAUAGAUGUCAACACUUGUCUUCACAUGCCGUACCUGGGAAUGACCCCAGCCGACGGCUUCUACCACGGAACAAAGGCAGCGCUGGCAGGAGGAACCACCAUGAUCAUUGACCAUGUCCUCCCAGAGCCUGGAACAAGUCUCCUUGUUGCUUAUGAUCAGUGGCGAGAGCUGGCUGAUAGCAAGUCCUGCUGUGAUUAUUCUCUGCAUGUGGAUAUCACACGCUGGCAUGAAAGCCUCACAGAAGAACUUGAAGCUUUAAUCAAGGACAAAGGCGUCAAUUCCUUUCUUGUGUUUAUGGCCUACAAGGACAAAUACCAGUGCACCGACUCCCAGAUGUAUGAGAUAUUUGGAAUUAUCAGAGACUUGGGGGCCAUUGCUCAAGUGCAUGCAGAAAAUGGGGACAUCAUUGAGGAGGAGCAGAAGCGAUUGCUCGAGUCUGGGAUUACUGGUCCUGAAGGGCAUGUUCUUAGUCGACCAGAGGAGGUCGAGACUGAAGCCGUGUACCGUGCAAUAACCAUUGCUAAGCAAGCCAACUGUCCGCUGUAUGUCACAAAAGUUAUGAGCAAAGGUGCUGCAGAUACUAUUGCCCAUGCCAAAAGGAAAGGCAUGGUUGUUUAUGGAGAAGCAAUCUCAGCUAGUCUUGGUACUGAUGGAUCCCACUACUGGAGUAAGAACUGGGCAAAAGCUGCUGCCUUCGUCACAUCCCCUCCACUGAGCCAAGACACCAUGACUCCAGACUACCUGAACUCAAUGCUGUCAUGUGGAGAUCUUCAAGUAACUGGCAGUGCCCACUGCACAUUUUCAACAGCCCAGAAAGCAGUAGGCAAAGAUAACUUCACACUUAUUCCCGAGGGGACCAAUGGGAUUGAAGAAAGGAUGUCGAUAAUCUGGGACAGAUCUGUGACAACGGGGAAGAUGGAUGAAAAUGAGUUUGUAGCGGUAACGAGUACCAACGCGGCCAAGAUCUUUAACCUGUACCCCCGGAAAGGGCGGGUCGCAGUCGGCUCAGACGCUGACCUGGUCAUCUGGAAUCCCAAAGAAACCAAGAUCAUCUCAGCAAAAACACAUCACUUGGCAAUUGAAUACAAUAUCUUUGAGGGGAUGGAAUGUCUUGGGGCUCCAGUCGUUGUAAUGAGUCAAGGCAAAAUUGUCUUAGAAGAUGGGAAACUCCACGUCACAGAAGGGUCUGGACGCUUUAUCCCUAGAAAGACCUUCCCAGACUUUGUUUACAAGAGAAUUAAAGCAAGGAACAGGAUGGCUGACGUCCAUGGUGUACCAAGAGGCCUUUAUGACGGGCCAGUCCAUGAUGUCUCUAUGGCAACCAAGGCCGUGGCAUCCACUCCGUCAUGCAGAGGGUCAUCGUGCCCUGGCAAGGCCCAGAUGGCUCCCCUGCGGAACCUGCAUCAGUCUGGAUUCACUUUAUCUGUAGCAACAUCUAACUCUCAGCAAAACCCCAAAGGCAGUAAAGGAGGAAAUCAGAUGGACGACCAUAUUCCCAGACGCACUACACAGCGGAUUGUUGCUCCCCCUGGAGGCCGAUCUAAUAUUACCUCGCUUUCAUGAUCUUUGCCAUUCAUUUCUUCAGACCAACAACUCGUACAGUAUUUUGGCUAGCCAUUUCAAGUGUGAAAACACUGCCAAGAGUAUUCCCCCCCCCCCCCCCCCCCCCCGACACUGCCACUUCUUCUGCUUGCCCGUAGAAUACUCAUAUCAGCUGCCAAAAAUCUCCAGGCAUACAUUCAUUUUUAUAUAACGUUGUAGCCUAUAACCCCAAGCUGUGAUUGCAAAUGGCCAAUUCAUUCUUUUUCCAUGAAAGUGUGCAUCCGGCAGUAGGUUUUUUUUUUUUUUUUUGCAAUUGUAUAACAGCAUGCAUGUAGAAAGAACUGCUCAUAGUUACAGUAUAAACAGAAUUGCAGUACUUGGUAUAAAUAUUCCGAUGUGCUCUAAUGCUAACUUUAUUCAUAUGCGUAGAUUUCAGAAUACAAUUAGACACAAAGCUAAACUACAAUAACUUGAAUGUACUCCACUUACUGUGUUGUUUGUUAAUAGAUGUGUACCCUCUGAUGUAAAAGACUAACAGGCUAAUUGAAUUAACUUCUGGCUGGGAAUUCAUAAUUUUAGGAAAAUGUAAAUACAUGCAAUAAUCUGAGAAAAUGUAAAGCAUCUUUUGUUUUAUUUUGAUUAGAUUAAUACUUCGUCAAAAAUGAUUCACAAUAAUCAGUUGGGAUUAUUGCAUUAUCUAUAAUUGUAGGCUUUUUUACAAGAAUUUUAAUUUUCUUAAAAUACUUUUUCCUGGCUAAAAUGUCCCUUGGGGCAGAAUUAAAUCAAAAUGAUAGCAUCACUAUAGCAACAUGUUUUUUAAUGGCCUUGGUACUGCUAUGAUUUUUAUUUCAUCCAGGCUAAACUUAAUCUAAUGGUUUGAAAGUAUUAGAUUCAAGCUUUAACUGCUCAUCAAAAAAAAAAAAAAAAACAGUUGUCAGUAAGUUUGUAUCUGUCCAUGAGUCACACCAUGCAUUAUAUGAUAUUAGUGGUAAAUAAAUAAAUAAAUAAAUUUAUGUCCCAAGUCAUAGCACUGUAACGUCUCCCUGUUUACAUUGUGAUUGUACAGUAGAUUGUCUUUACGUUCCCCAUGUACAUUUGGAGCUUCUUGGAUGGUAGACUUGUCUAGUUUUUAGAACAGCCCUUGCUCCUGGCUGCAAAGUGCAUUAUCACAAGGAAAACAACCCCCCUUUGUUUUGUAGGCAUGAUGUUUUGAUAUUCUUUUUAAAACACAUUUUUUAAAUUGGUGCUGUCAGAAACCGUACAGUCAAUGCAGUGAACAACUGUCGUCUGGAACAUUAUUUGUCGUUUUAAAUGUCAAUUGUUCUUGUUCUUCUACCUUUAUAAAUUUGAUAUUUGUACUUUGCAACUUCCUACUAAAGUAACAGUUUUUAAAACCAAAGUACCACUACUAAGUUUCCUUGUUUUCUUUCAAAAGCUGUAUUUUACAAACAUAUUUACCUUUUAAACUAGAAUCCAAAUGGGUUGUGUUUACUGGUAUGACAAAAACAAAUGCCUCCAUGUACUUGAACUACUCUACCUCUAUCAAUCUCUCUGUCUCUCUGUUUAUCUCAUGUGACCAUUUCAUUUGAGGUUACAUGUAAACUAUCAAUUAAAGGCCUUAAAAA